UCUCGCGCAGCCCCGAGCAGGCAGCAGGUCUGAGGCCACGCGCGCUCUCCCUCGCUCCUCCAGACAAGUGCAAGUCAAGUGGACGCGAUGUCGAACGCGGAAUGCAGCACUUCGUCCUGAGUGGAAGAGAAAGCGACUAACAGCUGGAGGAAAAAGCGACGAGGCUUCCGCGGCGUGGGACGACGUGAUUCACAGUAUCAUUGACAGCUUCGGCCGCCUCAGAAAAUGAGCGCUAAAUCAGCCAUCAACAAGGAGGUCUUCAUCCCUCACGAUGAGAAGAUGCUGGCAGCCGUGCAGGUGAAGCGGAAGAACAAGAAGAAGAUUCCCUUCCUGGCCACUGGAGGUCAAGGAGACUACAUGACCUUUAUCUGUCUCUCAGUGACCAAGAAGAACCCCUCGCACGUCUCCAUCACUAAGGUGAAGCAGUUCCCAGGCUCCUCCGCUUUUGUGAAGCGCUCACAGUGGACGCUAGACCAGCUACGGCAGGUCAACGGCAUCGACGCCAACAAGGACUCUCCGGAGUUCGACCUGACCUUUGAAAACGCAUUCGACCAGUGGGUGGCCGGCUCAGCGGGCGAGAAGUGCACCUUCAUCCAGGUCCUCUACCACACCUGCCAGCGCUACAUCUCCACGCGCAAGCCGGAGUUUGUCAACUGCCAGUCCAAACUGAUGGGGGAAGCGCCACCUGUAGAUUCAGUCUUUGUCCGUUGCAAAGUGUUUAUGAAACGAGUGAGGAAAGAUCUGGUCGCGAACCAAAGUCAACUGCUCAGACGAGGGAACAGCAUCCUGCACUCGGCUGCAGACAGUGUGACCAGCGCGGUGCAGAAGGCCAGCCAGGCGCUGAACGAGCGAGGAGAGCGACUGGGACGGGCGGAGGAGAGGACGGCCGACAUGAUGAACAGCGCCGAGCAGUUCGCCGUCACCGCGCACAAGUAAACAAAGUCCCUCCACUGCAGGAACAGAAGCUCGCCAUGAAGCACAAGUGUUAAGCCACUGCCUCAUCCACCCCGGGCGGGGUCGAGGGGGGGUCACCAAACGCCCUGACGCUUGAGCACGAGCGGGAUCCACCAAGUCGAUUCUGUUGUCGUUUUGUUAACACUGUUAACAAGUCUUGCAUUCUCACACAGCUGGAAGGUUACUACUGUUGAACAGAAUGUUCUGAGCCGACAUCAGCAACGCGCUAGUCGCUAAUGUCAUUCCGACUUCUGGUUUUAGCGUCGCCAUUUCAUUUCACCGUUCUGCACAGCUGGUGUCAAAUACUGUUGUUUUGCCGAGUCAUGAAGCGAGAAAUAGUUAAAUAUAGCAAUAUCUGUUGAGUCACGAGUCACUGCACUCUGAUGCUACUUCGAUGCACAACAUAACCAGUGAUAAACAGAUAAACUUGUUAAAUAUAGUUGUCGAUAAAAUGCUUUAAUUUCACGGGAUUCACAUGCUACUGAGCUAAUGCCGCGGUGCUAGCGCUUAGCAUCGCAAUGUUAGCCGCUGAAAGAUUGUUUUGUCCUCUCCCACACACUUUUGGAUUCUUCAACAUAGUGAACUCUUUUUUUUUUUUGUUGUGACUGUAUAAACUAAAAAUCCUUUCAGUAGUUUUUAAGCUUCUGCAGUGUGCCAAGCUAAUGUGCUAAUAUCUGUAGAGCUAACGUAAACAUUGGGGUGAGCGGGGCGCAGGAGAGUCGCCCCGAGCUUCGUUUUAACUUUAAAAUAGUCCAACUGUGUGCUUUUAUUCUGUAUAUAUAUUUCUUAAUUUGGUCACUAUAUUGAUCUUUUUACUGGUAUUUAAAUAUAGCAACAGCAGUGUAAAGUAGCCUCUCCUUCAAGUGUGACUCUAGCGCCCCCAGCCCACGUCUGAGAUGUAUUUGAUUCUUUUCUACCGUCUUAUUCAUGACAUUCUUCCGCACUGACUGUUGACUUAUUAAAUGUUUCAGUUGCUUAAAUCUUUGUGUCACUUUAUUACCUAAUUCAGCUCCGUAGGUUUGGAAUUUGGAAGUGAAGCUCAGGUUUGUCACUGCUUUUACCACCAGGUGGCAGUACAGAUCACGAGAACUUUGACCUCCACUCUUUCUUUUCAAACUAUGUGAAAUGAUAGCAAAUACUCAUUUAAUUUUUGUAAUAUACU
Synchiropus splendidus (mandarinfish) is the source of this 2116-nucleotide messenger RNA. RefSeq names its product syntaxin binding protein 6 (amisyn) (gene stxbp6). Gene Ontology annotation, biological process: exocytosis; Golgi to plasma membrane transport; regulation of SNARE complex assembly. Bases 226 to 936 code for a protein of 236 amino acids. The record is from RefSeq and is a predicted model, not a curated record. Lineage: Eukaryota; Metazoa; Chordata; Actinopteri; Syngnathiformes; Callionymidae. Gene Ontology annotation, cellular component: exocyst; plasma membrane. The transcript has 8 exons. Gene Ontology annotation, molecular function: phosphatidylinositol-4,5-bisphosphate binding.